This is a messenger RNA of Sus scrofa (pig), 672 nucleotides long. Its product is annotated as 60S ribosomal protein L23a-like. Gene Ontology annotation, cellular component: ribosome. Gene Ontology annotation, biological process: translation. Lineage: Eukaryota; Metazoa; Chordata; Mammalia; Artiodactyla; Suidae. The record is from RefSeq and is a predicted model, not a curated record. Gene Ontology annotation, molecular function: structural constituent of ribosome.
AUGUACGAGUGUGUGCGUGCAAGCGUGUAUUGUGAACUAAAGUUUGGCACUUGCCAUCAGCCUCUACAUGGAGUAGAACAUGAGCCAUUGCAACUGCCAACCUUCAGCACCCCGAAUGGAGCUCAGGCUGGCUGCAGAGGAUUAGAUUUACGAGAGAACAUGAAAGGUGCACAGACCUUUAAAAUUCAUAUUGGGCCUUUUCACGAAGAUGGCACCAAAGAUGAAGAAGAAGCCCCUACCCCUCCCAAAGCUGAAACCAAAGCAAGGGCUUUGAAGGCCAACAAAGCAGUGUUGAAAGGUUUCCACACGCAAAAAAAAAAGAUCUGGACGUCACCCACCAUCCAAAGGCCCAAACACUAAGGGCUCAGGAGGCAGUCCAAAUAUCCUUGAAAGAGCACCCUUAGGAGAAACAAGCUUGACCACUAUGCCAUCAUCAAUUCCCCUCACCACUGAGUCACCCAUGAACUAGAAAGAAGACAACACACACUUGUGUUCACUGUGAAUGUCAAGGUCAAUAAGCACCAGAUUCAACAGGCUGUGAAGAAACUCUAUGACAUGGACAUGGCUAAGGUCAACAUUCUGAUCAGGCCUGAUGGAGAGAAGAAAGCAUACUUUUGACUGACUCCAGACUAUGAUGCUUUGGGUGUUGCUAACAAAAUUAGGAUCAUCUAA